Molecule: messenger RNA, 1581 nt
Organism: Coccidioides posadasii C735 delta SOWgp
Lineage: Eukaryota; Fungi; Ascomycota; Eurotiomycetes; Onygenales; Onygenaceae
Biological process (GO): transmembrane transport
Cellular component (GO): membrane
Molecular function (GO): transmembrane transporter activity
Source: RefSeq, a predicted model, not a curated record
AUGGAUGCACUGGAUAGCGAAAAGCACAUCGCGGGCGAUCACACCCAAGAUGGCUCAAGUUCCCUCGACGAGGACGCCCAGAAGCUUGCGGCCAUGGGCUACAGCCAGGACAUGAAACGAAAGUUUUCUGUUCUGUCCCUCCUCGCCGUCGGCUUCUCCCUCACCAACUCGUGGUUCGGUAUCUCCGCCUCCCUGAUCACCGGUAUCAACUCCGGUGGCCCCGUCUUGACGGUCUACGGUAUUCCUUGGAUCGCUUUUAUUUCCGCGUGCGUCGGAAUCACUCUUUCUGAGCUGGCGAGCGCGCUUCCGAACGCCGGAGGCCAGUACUUCUGGGCAAACGAAUUGGCUCCUCGAAACUAUGCCAACUUUGCUUCGUACCUGACCGGCUGGUUCGCGUGGACCGGCAGCAUCUUCACGUCGGCUAGUGUCGCAUUGAGUCUGGGAUUGGUUGGUGUAGGCAUGUAUCAGAUGGCCCACCCCGAAUUCGUUCCUGAGGCCUGGCACGCUGUCGUUGCAUAUCAAGUGAUUAACACCUUUGCAUUCUUGUUCAACUGCGUCGGCAAGCUGCUCCCCAAGGUCGCAACCGUGACCCUGUACACCUCGCUCAUCUCCUUCAUCACUAUUUUGAUCACCGUGCCCGCCAGAGCUGAGACGCAUCAGAGCGCCAAAUUCGUCUUUGCCACUUUCAUCAAUUCCACUGGGUGGAAAUCGAAUGGCAUCGCCUAUCUGGUCGGCUUGAUCAACUGCAACUGGGUCUUCGCCUGUCUCGACUCCGCAACCCACUUAGCCGAGGAAGUCUCUAGGCCUGAGAAGGCCAUUCCGAUCGCCAUCAUGGGAACCGUCGCGAUCGGUUUUACCACCGCCUGGUGCUUCGUCAUCUCUAUGUUCUUCAGCCUCAGCGACUUCGAAAAGGUAGUUGCCAGCCCAACCGGUGUCCCGAUCUUGGAGCUCUUCCACCAGGCUCUGAAGAGCAGAGCGGGCGCCGUCGCCCUGCAGUCCCUCAUCCUGGCCACCGGCAUGGGAUGCCAGAUUGCAUCGCACACCUGGCAAUCUCGACUGUGCUGGUCGUUCGCUCGGGACCGAGGAUUGCCAUUCCACUCCUGGCUUUCCAAGAUUGACCCCAGACUCGACGUCCCCUUCAUUGCUCAUUCGUUCAGCUGCUUCAUCGUCGGUGCGCUCGGGCUUCUCUAUCUAGGAUCCACGGCCGCGUUCAACAGCAUGGUCACCGCCUGCAUUGUCCUGCUGUACGUUUCCUACGCUGUGCCCAUCAUCUGCUUGCUCAUCCGCGGCCGCAACAACAUCAAGCACGGCCCGUUCUGGCUUGGGAAAAUCGGAUUGGCCGCAAAUAUCAUCGUCCUCUCCUGGACGCUGUUCACCAUCGUUAUCUUCUCGUUCCCCUCUGUUUAUCCCGUUGAGAUUGGCAACAUGAACUACGUUUCCGUUGUGUAUGCUGUGGUGAUCAUCCUCAUUGUCAUUGACUGGUUCCUCCGGGGAAAGCGAGAGUUCAGAGGUCAAUCCAUGCGUCAUAAUGAGGCUGAGCUGAAUGCUUAUCGGAGAGAAAGCGUAAAAAUAGAGAAUUAA